CUGGAGAUGGAAUUCUUCUCUGACUACGGCGACGCCAACAGAUUCAAAAUCCAAGAAGUUAUCGGAAAAGGCAGCUACGGACUUGUUUGCUCAGCCAUUGACACCCUAACAGGUGAGAAAGUGGCCAUAAAGAAAAUACACGAUAUCUUCGAGCAUAUCUCUGACGCUGCGAGGAUUCUCCGCGAGAUAAAACUCCUCAGACUCCUAAGACAUCCAGAUAUAGUCGAGAUCAAACACAUCAUGCUCCCUCCUUCGAGAAGAGAGUUCAAAGAUAUCUACGUUGUCUUCGAGCUCAUGGAGUCUGACCUUCAUCAAGUUAUUAAAGCUAACGAUGAUUUGACUGGAGAGCAUUACCAGUUUUUCCUUUAUCAGUUAUUGCGUGCGCUCAAGUACAUUCACACAGCUAAUGUCUACCACAGAGAUCUGAAGCCAAAGAACAUAUUGGCAAACGCAAACUGUAAACUCAAGAUUUGUGAUUUUGGAUUGGCAAGGGUUGCAUUCAAUGAUACUCCCACAACAAUCAUCUGGACAGACUAUGUUGCUACAAGAUGGUAUAGAGCUCCAGAGCUUUGUGGAUCUUUUUACUCUAAGUAUACACCAGCGAUUGACAUGUGGAGUAUAGGCUGCAUUUUUGCGGAAGUGUUGAUGGGAAAGCCACUUUUCCCUGGAAAGAAUGUGGUUCACCAACUGGAUCUUAUGACUGAUCUGCUAGGGACACCUUCUCUAGACACCAUCUCCCGGGUAAGGAAUGAGAAGGCAAGGAGGUACUUAACAAGCAUGAGGAAAAAGCCACCCGUUCCGUUUACUCAGAAAUUUCCAAACGCAGAUCCUUCGUCUUUGAAGCUCCUUGAGAGGCUUCUUGCUUUUGAUCCCAAAGACCGGCCCACUGCUGCAGAGGCACUUGCUGAUCCAUAUUUCAAGGGAUUGGCAAAAGUGGAGAGGGAGCCUUCCUGUCAACCCAUCACCAAGAUGGAGUUUGAGUUCGAGAGAAGGAAAGUCACUAAAGAGGAUAUCAGAGAGCUAAUAUCUAGGGAGAUACUUGAGUACCAUCCUCAGCUGUUAAAAGAUCACAUGAACGGCGCUGAUAAAACCAAUUUUCUCUAUCCAAGUGCUGUUGAUCAAUUUAGGAGACAGUUUGCACAUCUUGAAGAAAACAGCGGGAAAACCGGCCCUGUGGCACCUCUAGAAAGGAAACACGCCUCUCUUCCCAGGUAA
Messenger RNA from Raphanus sativus (radish), 1215 nucleotides. RefSeq names its product mitogen-activated protein kinase 20. Bases 7 to 1215 code for a protein of 402 amino acids. The record is from RefSeq and is a predicted model, not a curated record. Gene Ontology annotation, biological process: intracellular signal transduction; protein phosphorylation. Gene Ontology annotation, cellular component: cytoplasm; nucleus. The transcript is spliced from 7 exons. Gene Ontology annotation, molecular function: MAP kinase activity; ATP binding. Lineage: Eukaryota; Viridiplantae; Streptophyta; Magnoliopsida; Brassicales; Brassicaceae.